Messenger RNA from Sorex fumeus (smoky shrew), 3703 nucleotides. RefSeq names its product cell cycle and apoptosis regulator 2 (gene CCAR2). Gene Ontology annotation, biological process: RNA splicing; regulation of DNA-templated transcription. Gene Ontology annotation, cellular component: nucleus; DBIRD complex. Bases 169 to 2922 code for a protein of 917 amino acids. Gene Ontology annotation, molecular function: RNA polymerase II complex binding. The transcript has 21 exons. The record is from RefSeq and is a predicted model, not a curated record. Lineage: Eukaryota; Metazoa; Chordata; Mammalia; Eulipotyphla; Soricidae.
CCGGGAGAGUGGCGGCUUCCGACCAGUGGUCGCGCUUCCGGAGAGGCGCUUCCGGCGGCGGCGGCGGCGGCGGCGGCAGCGGUGGUUCCGGGUGUCUUUGUCCCCCCGGUGUCGCGGCCCUGGCCCGCAGGUUUUACCCUCAGACUCUGAAAGAGGACAGCAUUCCCAAUGUCCCAGUUUAAGCGCCAGCGGAUCAACCCGCUUCCAGGGGGACGCAACUUCUCAGGUGCGGCUUCAACCUCGCUUCUGGGUCCUCCUCCUGGUUUGCUCACUCCUCCGGUGGCCACAGACCUGUCUCAGAAUGCCAGGCACCUGCAGGGUGGGGAGAAGCAGCGGGUCUUCACUGGCAUUGUUACCAGCUUGCACGACUACUUUGGGGUGGUGGAUGAAGAGGUCUUUUUUCAGCUAAGUGUGGUGAAGGGUCGGCUGCCCCAGCUGGGUGAGAAGGUGCUGGUGAAGGCUGCAUACAACCCAGGCCAGGCAGUGCCCUGGAAUGCUGUCAAGGUGCAAACGCUCUCCAACCAGCCCCUGCUGAAGUCCCCAGCACCUCCCCUUCUGCAUGUGGCUGCCCUGGGCCAGAAGCAAGGGAUUCUGGGAGCUCAGCCCCAGUUGAUCUUCCAGCCUCACCGGAUUCCCCCCCUCUUUCCUCAGAAGCCUCUGAGUCUCUUCCAAACAUCCCACACACUUCAUCUGAGCCACCUGAACAGAUUCCCUGCUCGGGGCCCUCAUGGACGACUGGAUCAGGGUCGAAGUGAUGACUAUGACUCCAAGAAACGCAAACAGCGGGCUGGUGGUGAGCCUUGGGGUGCUAAGAAGCCAAGGCAUGAGCUACCUUCUUACAGGGUCCAACUCACUCCCUACACUGUGGACAGCCCCACCUGUGACUUCUUAGAACUCCAGCGCCGUUACCGCAACCUCCAGGUCCCGUCCAAUUUUCUGGCCGUGCAUCUGAGCUGGCUGUCAGCUUUUCCUCUGAGCCAACCCUUUUCCCUGCAUCACCCAAGCCGGAUCCAGGUAUCUUCUGAGAAGGAGCCAGCUCCCAAUACUGGUGCUGAGCCGAGUUCCGCAGACAGCGACCCCUCUUACAGUUCCAAGGUCCUGCUGCUGUCUUCCCCAGGACUGGAGGAGCUGUAUCGUUGUUGCAUGCUCUUUGUGGAUGACAUGACUGAGCCGAGGGAGACCCCAGAGCACCCUCUGAAGCAAAUCAAGUUUUUGCUAAGUCAGAAAGAAGAUGAGGCAGUGCUGGUUGGGGGUGAGUGGUCUCCUUCUCUGGAUGGCCUCGAUCCCAAGGGGGACCCACAGGUGCUGGUCCGCACCGCAAUCCGCUGUGCCCAAGCCCAGACGGGCAUCGACCUGAGCGCCUGCACGAAGUGGUGGCGCUUUGCCGAGUUUCAGUACCUACAGCCAGGCCCCUCGAGGCGGCUGCAGACAGUGGUGGUGUACCUGCCGGAUGUCUGGACCAUCAUGCCGACUCUGGAGGAGUGGGAGGCUCUGUGCCAGCAGAAAGCUGCGGAGGCAGCUGCCCCGGCCCAGGAGGUGCCAGCGGAAACAGAGCCUGCAGAGCAGGCCAAUGCAUCGGAACAGGCAGCAGAUACUUCCAAACAGAAUGCAGAGAAUCCGGAGGCGACGGCCCAGCAGGAAAUGGACACUGACCUCCCAGAGGCCCCGCCACCCCCCCUGGAGCCUGCUGUCAUAGCACGCUCGGGCUGUGUCAGUCUGUCGCUCCCUUACAUUGUAGAGGAUCGGAGGCCCAAAGAGAGGAUCUCUUUUGAGGUGACUGUAUUGGCUGAGCUGUUUCUGGAGAUGCUCCAGAGGGAUUUUGGCUAUAGAAUCUAUAAGAUGUUGCUGAGCCUUCCUGAAAAGGUCGUGGCCCCACCUGAACCUGAGAAGGAAGAGGUGGCGGCCAAGGAGGAAGACGCGGUCAAGGAGGCAGCCAAGGGGUCCAAGGAUGAGGUACAGAGUGAGGGCACAGCUGCCGAGUCAGACGCUCCGCCGAAGGAAGAUGGGCAUCUGCCCAAGCCCCCGUCUUCUGGCGGAGAGGAAGAGGAGAAAGCCCAGGGGGAGGCGUCCGAGGACCUCUGUGAGAUGGCCCUUGACCCCGAGCUGCUGCUUCUGAGGGAUGAUGGGGAGGAGGAGUUUGCAGGAGCCAAGCUGGAGGAUUCGGAGGUCCGGUCUGUGGCCUCAAAUCAGUCGGAGAUGGAGUUCUCUUCCCUUCAGGACAUGCCCAAGGAACUGGACCCCUCUGCUGUGCUGCCCUUGGACUGUCUUCUUGCUUUCGUCUUUUUUGAUGCCAACUGGUGUGGCUACCUGCACCGGCGAGAGCUAGAGAAAAUGCUUCUCACCCUUGGCCUCCGCCUCAGUGCAGAGCAGGCCAAGCAGCUGGUCAGCAGGGUGGUCACCCAGAACAUUUGUCAGUACCGGAGCCUUCAGUACAGCCGCCAGGAAGGCACGGACAGCGGGCUCCCCGAGGACGUGCUCUUUGGAAACCUGGACUUGCUACCUCCUGCUGGGAAAAGCGCCAAGCCGAGCGCCGCCCCCGUGGAGCACAAGGGCCUGGUGUCCCACAACGGCAGCUUGAUCAACGUGGGGAGCCUGCUGCAGCGCGCGGAGCAGCAGGACAGCGGGCGGCUCUACCUGGAGAACAAGAUCCACACGCUGGAGCUGAAGCUGGAGGAGAGCCACAACCGCUUCUCCGCCACCGAAGUCACCAACAAGACCCUGGCGGCAGAGAUGCAGGAGCUGCGCACCCGGCUGGCCGAGGCCGAGGAGACGGCCCGCACGGCAGAGCGCCAGAAGGGCCAGCUGCAGCGGCUGCUCCAGGAGUUCCGCAGACGCCUGACCCCCCUGCAGCUGGAGAUGCAGCGGAUGGUUGAGAAGGCUGACAGCUGGGUAGAGAAGGAGGAGCCGGCACCUAGCAACUGAGGGCUCGCGUGGGAGCUGCCAGCCUGGGAGGUCAGCGAUGGAGCCUGCAGAAGUUACAGCCCUUUGGUCCCAGAGAGAAUCUGGAGCAGGACUGGGAGCCAUAGGCCGGGGGUGACCCCUGUGCUCAGUCUAGGGGAGGCCAGGCUGUCAGGGUGGGGGGUCUCUCUGCGACGUGGGACGGACAAGCGAGGAACCCCGGUUCCGAUUACAGCUAAAUACAACAUCUCUGCACCCCUCGAACGUCAUCCGCCCUCUACCUGGGGAUUUCUCCUGGGACCCCCCUUAGUCUUAUGCUGACUUCCUCCUGUCCUCUUCCAGUUUAGAAUAAGACAGGGGAGGAAAAGGCUUUCGAGUAUGUCCUAAGGUCUGAUGCCAUUAAACUGAAGAAACAGAUGUGGAAUCUGGCUGGGGUAAGAGCCCCUUCCUCUAGGGGGCACACGUCCUGCCAGGGCUGGAGCAGGGUCUUGGGGGAGGGCCCGCCCUCCUCCCCCACCGCUGCCCCCCAGGACCGAGGCAGGCUGGCGAGCUCUUGCUGCGGGGCUGUUUGCCAGUGAACACUGCACUCCAGCCACCCAGGCUUGCCGGAAGAAACCAGCACUGCACCCCUGGCUCCCCGUGUUCAGAAUGUGGUAUUGGCUCUGGCCCAGCCUGUCCCUGUUCCCCGUAAUUCUCGCCUCUUUCCAUGAUCCGUGGUUUCAGUUUGACUUUGUAUAUAAAGUUGGGUUUUUUUUUUUUUGGCUUUUUGUUUUUUAAAUAAACCAAAGUCAAAAACAAACCAAGU